Molecule: messenger RNA, 1017 nt
Organism: Daldinia childiae
Lineage: Eukaryota; Fungi; Ascomycota; Sordariomycetes; Xylariales; Hypoxylaceae
Exons: 5
Coding region: 1-1017 (338 amino acids)
Source: RefSeq, a predicted model, not a curated record
AUGGCAUCAUCAUACCAAAAAGGCAAGCCUCGUCGUGACAUUUACUCUAAAAACAAAAAGGAUGCCGGAAUUUGCCAACCUGGGCCUGAUGUCAAACCUCUUGACAAGUUCGAUUGGGAGACAACAGAGCCACAAAAGUUUCGACCAUUCAAGCCAAUCUAUCACAUAACGAUGGCACUCAAGUCAACGUCUCCCUCGGAUCUCAUAAUUAUCGAUCGUAAUUAUUUGUCGCGUAUACAAGAGCGACGAGUCACAAUGACCAAACACCAAAACCACACGCUAGGCUGUCUGCCUUCUGGUGUUCAGGCCGUGAAAGAGGCAUAUUCAUAUCUUCUGGAGUACCUCUUAACUAGAUAUCCAAUGCUCUUCGAACGGGACGAAAAAUUCUUCCUUAAUAGAGUUACUGGCGUUUCCCUUCCGCUUCUGCCCCCUGAUGACCCGGUAACUGCGUUACGGAGCCUUGGCGAAACCGUUGAAGAUGAUAUGUUCUUCCUACGCGAGACACCAGAUGGGCAUGAAUGUGUUGGAUUCGUAUGCUGUUGCCCAAGUGGCUUCGAUCCGGCCAGCAAGAUAGGAAAGUUACUGAAGGAUAUACAUGAACCAGUUCCGUCGUACGAAAAGAUCGGUCUGAGUAUGGAAAGAUAUUUUAGCCGUCUGGAAGUUGGUAAAAGCGCUUGCCGGGUCAAUUGGUCAAUAACAACUAAUUCAGAGUUAUUCAAUGUUUCUGGUAAUCACGUCAAUGAGGGAGACCAAGUUGAAGAAGAUAUUGAAGUGGAUAUCGAAGAGACUCGGGUAAGAAUGGAGUUACAAACGUUGACGCGGAUGCCCAAGACGCGAGCGAUACUUUUCUCCUUUAAGACGUAUUUGUACCCUAUCAAGGAGAUCAAGGAAGAAGGGCUUGGACCAGAUCUUGCUGAUGCUAUCGAUGGGCUGAAAAAUGGUAAUGCUCCUGGCAUGUGGACAUAUAAAGGAGGGGUACGUUGGGGGAGAAGCGUCUCUGAAUAUUUGAGAUCAUAA